This is a messenger RNA of Salvelinus namaycush (lake trout), 7186 nucleotides long. RefSeq names its product plasma membrane calcium-transporting ATPase 1-like. The transcript has 22 exons. Gene Ontology annotation, molecular function: PDZ domain binding; ATP binding; ATP hydrolysis activity. Gene Ontology annotation, biological process: calcium ion transmembrane transport; regulation of cytosolic calcium ion concentration. The record is from RefSeq and is a predicted model, not a curated record. NCBI's taxonomy places the organism in Eukaryota, Metazoa, Chordata, Actinopteri, Salmoniformes, Salmonidae. The coding region runs from base 1113 to 4703 and encodes 1196 amino acids. Gene Ontology annotation, cellular component: intracellular membrane-bounded organelle; membrane.
GUUUUUCCAGCCACGGAAAUCGGUGAACCGAUCUUUCUAUAGUUCGGAGAUAGGUCGCGUUUAUCUGUACUUUUACCGCGGAUGGACGUGAACCCAGUCACAAUUUAGCCUAGACAAAACAAGAAACCUUGCGGAGUGAAUCUAUUGGGACUGCUGCUGUGCAUUCGGACCACCAAGAGGAUCCUUCCUCUGCGCGAUAUUUUCCUCCUAUUUGGAGAGAAGGGUGUUAUGGGGUGUUAGUUUUCGAAUUGAAAUCUCAACAGUUGGUUUACUUUUGGUACUCAUAGCGCGUUGGUCUAGUUUGUCACACACUUCACGUCAAGUUGCUGAUAUCUAAAACAAAAGGAAACGCUAUAAAGUGCCACGAUCAAGCCCGUCUCUGUGCAAUGCCACAGUUGUCACAUCGGAGCCCAGAUGAGGAAAGAACAAAACCGUAGGCUAUAGCUUGCACUUCUACAGCACGCAUAUUUGCGCCGAUCGCAUAGUGGUAAAUCCCAUCUCAAAGGCACAAUAUCAAUAUAGGCACUGAUUUUUUGUUGUUGUUGGUGUGUGUGGUAUUUCGGUGUCAAACUGUACGCCUACUCACUGAAAGACCUUUUGCACUACCCAGCUCCGACAGAAGCGGAAGAAGAGAGAUACGGGAUAGUAGUGUGAUUGUGUGUGUUGGUGAGCUGAGGAGAGGAGCGCUCACUUAGACCAUCUCCUGCCGUCUGGUUGUCAUGUAGGCUACCUGACCGCCUGACUGCCCUCAGCAUCCGGUUUUGUGGAACAGAAGAAGUGGUCAACGGAUCAUGACUCCACUGUUUCCUUGGUAACUAAUAUGCACUUCCGGGUCCAGACGCUCGUCCACUGAUGUUCAUCUCCCACACCUGGCAGAGAGACCACCACUCAAUACUACUACAAUACCCACAUUUCCUGUCUGCACAAAGUAAGGACUUAGGUGUUGAAGCCCUUAGGUGACUUGGACUUCCUUGUUGUACUAUUUAACUAUUUCCGCACUACUAGCCAGUUCUUAGUUUACAACUGUCACGCACAGUGAUCUUCGAGAGACAGUAGAGGCAGUGAGAGACAGUCGGCGAGUAAAGAGAGAGAAACAAUCAAACAACGACAAAAUGGCCAACAACACGGCGGACCACCCUCCGGGGAACUCUGUCGCCGAUGGCAACCAGGAGGGGGACUUUGGCAUCACGGUGAUGGACCUCCGAGAGCUGAUGGAGCUGAGGAGUGGAGAGGCCGUCACCAAGAUAGCCGACUCCUACGGAGACGUGCAGGGAGUCUGCCGCAGACUCAAGACAUCGCCCAUUGAGGGUCUGUCUGGUAACCCAGUGGAUCUGGAGAAGCGCCACGCGGCAUUUGGGAAGAACUUCAUCCCUCCUAAAAAGCCUAAGUCCUUCCUGGCGCUGGUGUGGGAGGCCCUACAGGAUGUUACUCUCAUCAUCCUGGAGAUUGCUGCCGUAAUCUCCCUGGGCCUGUCCUUCUACCACCCCCCUGGGGGAGAUAGCGAGCUGUGUGGUGAGACAGCGUCGGGAGUGGAGGAUGAGGGGGAGGCGCAGGCGGGCUGGAUCGAGGGCGCCGCCAUCUUGUUCUCCGUGGCAAUCGUUGUCUUGGUGACAGCAUUUAACGACUGGAGCAAGGAGAAGCAGUUCCGCGGGCUGCAGAACCGCAUCGAGCAGGAGCAGAAGUUCACCGUCAUCCGCAAAGGCCAGGUCAUCCAGAUCCCCGUGUCCGAACUGGUGACAGGAGACAUCGCCCAGAUCAAAUAUGGUGACCUGCUGCCAGCUGAUGGUAUCCUGAUCCAGGGCAAUGACCUGAAGAUCGAUGAGAGCUCUCUGACCGGCGAAUCAGACCAAGUCAGGAAGUCACUGGAGAAGGACCCCAUGCUGCUGUCCGGUACCCAUGUGAUGGAGGGAUCAGGCAGAAUGGUGGUGUCUGCGGUGGGUCUCAACUCCCAGACUGGAAUCAUCUUCACUCUGCUGGGGGCGGGAGACAGCGACGAGGAAAAGAAGAUCAAGAAAGGUAAAAAACAAGGACCCCCCGAAAAUCGCAACAAAGCUAAGACCCAGGACGGCAUUGCCCUGGAGAUCCAGCCCCUGAAGAGUGACGAGGCAGUUGAGUCUGAGGAGAAGGAGCCUGAGGUGGAGGUGAAACGGGUGAAGAAGGUUCAGGUCAACAAGAAGGAGAAGUCUGUGCUGCAGGGCAAACUCACCAAACUAGCCGUGCAGAUCGGGAAGGCAGGUCUGAUCAUGUCAGCUCUGACGGUUAUCAUUCUCAUCCUGUACUUCGUGAUUGACACGUUCGGGGUGCAGGGUCGCCCAUGGCUGAAGGAGUGUACCCCCAUCUAUAUCCAGUACUUUGUCAAGUUCUUCAUCAUCGGAGUCACUGUUCUGGUGGUGGCUGUACCUGAGGGGCUGCCCCUAGCUGUCACCAUCUCUCUGGCCUACUCUGUCAAGAAAAUGAUGAAGGACAAUAACCUGGUGCGUCACCUGGAUGCGUGCGAGACCAUGGGGAACGCUACCACCAUCUGCUCUGACAAGACAGGCACCCUCACCAUGAACCGUAUGACCGUGGUGCAGGCCUACUUGGGAGACACACACUACAAGAAAGUACCGGAACCUGACGUCAUCAAACCAUUCACUCUGGAAAUCAUGGUCAACAGCAUCGCCAUCAACUCAGCCUAUACUACUAAGAUUCUGUCCCCAGAGAAGGAGGGAGGUCUGCCCCGCCACGUUGGCAACAAGACGGAGUGCUCCCUAUUGGGCUUCGUGCUGGAGCUGAAGAGAGACUACCAGCCAAUCAGGGACGAGAUUCCUGAAGAGAAUCUGUACAAGGUGUACACCUUCAACUCGUCCCGUAAGAGCAUGAGCACGGUGCUGAAGAACACAGACGGUAGUGGCUUCCGCAUGUACAGCAAGGGAGCUUCCGAGAUCGUCCUACGCAAAUGUUCUCAUAUCCUGAACACAAACGGGGAGCCACGUAUCUUCAAGCCUAAGGACCGUGAUGAGAUGGUGAAGAACGUGAUUGAGCCCAUGGCCUGUGACGGUCUGAGGACAAUCUGUGUGGCCUACAGGGACUUCCCUGCCGAGGCAGGAGAACCAAACUGGGACAACGAGGCCGACAUCCUUGAUGAGCUCACCUGCAUCUGUGUGGUCGGCAUCGAGGAUCCCGUCAGACACGAGGUACCUGAUGCCAUCCUCAAGUGCCAGAAGGCCGGCAUCACCGUGCGCAUGGUUACCGGGGACAACAUCAACACUGCCCGCGCCAUAGCAACCAAGUGUGGCAUCCUGUUGCCGGGUGAGGACUUCCUGUGUCUGGAGGGCAAAGAGUUCAACCAGCUGAUCCGUAACGACCAGGGAGAGGUGGAGCAAGAGCGUCUGGAUAAGGUGUGGCCCAAGCUGCGUGUGCUGGCUCGCUCCUCUCCCACUGACAAACACACUCUGGUCAAAGGUAUCAUGGACAGCACUGUCCUCGAGACACGACAGGUGGUGGCUGUGACAGGCGACGGAACUAACGAUGGCCCCGCCCUAAAGAAGGCUGAUGUCGGAUUCGCUAUGGGUAUUGCCGGUACAGAUGUGGCUAAGGAAGCAUCUGACAUCAUUCUGACUGACGAUAACUUCACCAGCAUCGUCAAGGCUGUGAUGUGGGGCCGCAACGUCUACGACAGCAUCUCCAAGUUCCUCCAGUUCCAGCUCACUGUCAACGUGGUGGCCGUCAUCGUGGCCUUCACUGGCGCCUGCAUCACACAGGACUCUCCUCUGAAAGCAGUGCAGAUGUUGUGGGUUAACCUGAUCAUGGACACCCUGGCAUCCCUGGCUCUGGCCACCGAGCCCCCCACCGAGUCCCUGUUGCUGAGGAAGCCGUACGGCCGCAACAAGCCCCUGAUCUCCCGCACCAUGAUGAAGAAUAUCCUGGGUCAUGCCGUCUACCAGCUCACCAUCAUCUUCACCCUGCUGUUCGCUGGAGAGAACUUCUUUAACAUUGACAGCGGGCGUAACGCGCCUCUUCACUCACCACCGUCAGAGCACUACACCAUCGUGUUCAACGUGUUCGUCAUGAUGCAGCUGUUCAACGAGAUCAACGCCAGGAAGAUCCACGGAGAGAGGAACGUCUUCGAGGCCAUCUACCGUAACCCCAUCUUCUGUAGCGUGGUUAUGGGAACCUUCAUCCUGCAGAUUGUCAUUGUCCAGUUUGGAGGAAAGCCCUUUUCCUGCACAGCUCUGAGCAUCGACCAGUGGCUCUGGUGUGUCUUCAUUGGAGUGGGAGAGCUGCUCUGGGGACAGCUGAUCACAGCCAUCCCCACCCACCGCCUGAAGUUCCUGAAGGAGGCUGGCCACGGCACCCAUAAGGAGGAUGUUCCCGAAAACGAGAUGAACGAGGGGGAUGAUGAGAUCGACCAUGCUGAGAUGGAGCUCCGUAGGGGACAGGUCCUCUGGUUCAGGGGACUCAACCGCAUCCAGACUCAGAUUAAGGUGGUCAAUGCGUUCCGUAGCUCCCUUUACCCGGGGCUAGAGAACCCAGAAUCCAGAAACUCCAUCCAUAACUUCAUGGCCCACCCUGAGUUUGUCCCCCUGUCUGAGGAGGAGGCGCAGAUCCCUGAGAGAGAGGAGUCCAGCAGCGAUGAGGUGGAUAUGGAGAUCCAGCCCAUCCCCAGCUCCUCGACUGGGAGGGGAGAAGCUCCAGACGUCAGCCAUGAGACCUCCUGCUGAUCACCUCCUCUCUUCUCCGCUCUGAUCUAUCCAUCCACCCCUGUCGGCCAGCUGGCUUCCCCCCUGCAGUUCCUCUCCUCCACCAUGAGGAGGACCAGCGGUGCGCCCCUCAGAUCCUUAGACUCAUCCCACAGAGGGUGCACCCAGAGUGGGCAAGGGGUCCCGGUGCCAGCGCCUCCCCCUCUUCACCUCUUCCCUCCACUUCCUGAACCCUACACCCACCUCUCACCUGACCACCCCCACCUUGCCAUUCUCAUCGGCUUGCACUGACUGUGUCGCGUGUGCCCUUUAAGUCUGUGCAGAAGAGUGACAUGCAGAGCAUCCAAUCACAUUGUACCCCUAACUCAUGGGUGGGAAGGACCAUUUGGGGUCCACCAAUCUGCUCCGUCGAAGGCCGUAGCCUGUCCUUCUGUCCAUCUUUGGGGUUUUAUAUCAGUUUUUUUUUGGUUUUACCUCAGAGUAGCCUAGAACUGAAACGCAACAUGUUUAUCCUUCUGUACUAGCUUAUACUCUGCAUACGCUAACUGGCACAGAACUUUAAGAAUAUACCCAUGUGUACAUUAAUAUUGUAUGUACAUACAUGUAACUGCCAAAAUAAAGAAGACACUUAAUUAAGUGAGGGAUACAAAGUAUAUUGAAAGCAGGUGCUUCCACACAGAUGUGGUUCCUGAGCUAAUUAAGCAAUUAACAUCCCGUCAUGUAUACAAAUACCCAGUUGCCCAUUAUUUUGGCUACCAUGGUUAGAAGAAGAGGCCUCAAAGGAGCGUAGGGGGUUUAAAGUGUGUGUGUGUGUGUACGUGUCUGUCCCUCGAUCUCAACCCAACUGAACGCUUAUGGGAGAUUCUUGAGCUGCGCCUGAGACAGCAUUUUCCACCGCCAUCAACAAAACACCAAAUUAUGGAAUUUCUCGUGGAAGAAUGCUGUCGCAUCCCUCCAAUAGAGUUCAAGACACUUGGAGAAUCUAUGCCAAGUCACAUUUAAGCUGUCGUGGCAGCUAGUGGUGGCCCAACGCCCUAUUUAUGACACUUUAUGUUGGUGUUUCCUUUAUUUUGGCAGUUACCUGUAUAUAUGCUUUAUAGGCUCAACACAGCUCCCAGCUGAUUUGGAUGAUCAGAUGUACAUGGCCCAUGUGAUUAACAGCUUUCAGCUACAAAGUUUCUCUUCUCUAUUUCUCAAUCUGUGUUUAAAUUGUACAGCAUGUAUGCAUUUGAUCUGUUUUGAAGCAGGAUGUACUGAUGGGUUAUUCAAUUCAAUGCAGGAAACCAUGUCUUCAUUAAUUCUGAUACACUACAGCUUUUCAAUGAUUUACGUUCAAUCAUCUAAACAACUCACUUUAAUUUGGUUCUUCUGGGUCCAUUUGACAUGAUUCCAUUAUGAUUUAUCCUGUUUUUGUUGAAGGACAGUGUAAAGAAUGCUAUGAUAUUUUAACAGAAAAGUGAAUUCUCUUAAAACAACAUUUUCAAGGUAAAGCUUGCAGCAGGCUAGAGCCAGAGGGCACCACCUCUCUGUGGAGUAGGGUCAUAGCAAGACGAUGUGGAGGUAAAAAAAGGGGAAGGGGCAUCGCCCUCAUCCGAUGACCUCAUCCUUAUCUCAUCCAAUCAGAGUUCUGGUUUUCCCUAGCCCCUUGAGAGUAAGUUGCUUACGAAACUGCCUCAAUAUGGAGUAAGAUUAAGAACGUCAGAGUGAAGUGAAUGAUAUUUCACCCCCAUCUCUCGUAUGCAUGACGUAUAUUAUCCAUGUCUCAUCUGUGUUGAGUAGAAUGGGAAUUUAGAGAUGGGUUAUGUGAAACAUUAUUUGGGGUGGGGUUAGGACGUACGUAUUCCUGUGGACAGAAAUGGGUCAUUGUUUUUGCUUUAGUCUGUCUCAACAAAAAAAAUCCACCAAAAAAAUAAAAGUCCACACAAAUACAUUCUCUGUAACUUAACAAGACAAAUCUAGUUCUCGUUUUACACUGUUGACAAAGGGACGUUGGGCUUGUUCCUGUUAGCUCCGGUGUGAGUGUGUUAUGUUGUUAUCGAGCAUCACUGUGUUGGCAGCAGAGUGACACAGGGGACUAUCGAUCUCUCCCAUCAUGCCUCUGGGAGAGCCAACCGUGAGCGGCCCAGAUAUAAAUCCAAUAUCUCCCCCUCCCUCCUCACCCCGCCCCGCUCCCUCACACCCUCCCUCCUCCGGGCUGCUAGGAUAGGGACACGGCACAUCCCCACAUGUCCUCUAGGGUCAACCAACCACAGAUAAUGGCGUAACAAUAAGAGGAAUACUCUAACAAGAAGAAGAAGAAAAAUACUCAACCAGAGAUGUGUAUGAGAGCUCCUGUAUUCAGUAGUGUAUGUUGUUGUCAGAGGUGUCAUGCCCGUAGGGGGCACAGGGGCACGUGCUCCCUCAGAUUUGUCAUGUUUAAAAUAUAUUUUUUGGGGGUCUUUUUUUCUCUCUGUAAUACUACUAGGCACCUAGCAGUUUUAUAUAACUAGCUACCAAGAAACCAU